This is a messenger RNA of Sorghum bicolor (sorghum), 2167 nucleotides long. RefSeq names its product protein trichome birefringence-like 33. Gene Ontology annotation, cellular component: Golgi apparatus. Lineage: Eukaryota; Viridiplantae; Streptophyta; Magnoliopsida; Poales; Poaceae. The transcript has 5 exons. The record is from RefSeq and is a predicted model, not a curated record. Bases 393 to 1742 code for a protein of 449 amino acids. Gene Ontology annotation, molecular function: O-acetyltransferase activity.
CUCUGCCGUGCCGUGUGGAGUCCCCACCACUCAAGCUCGGGACGGCCUACUCCACCAAAAGCCAAGGGCCCCAAAAAGGCCAAGCACAAAAAGCGAGAGGGCAAAGCAAGCUUCACCUCCAGCAGCAGGUGGUGAGCUGCUUCUCCUCGCCCCAAGCUCCUCUCCUCCCAGUCCCAGAUCCCGCGCACCCAGCGCCAGAUCAGAGAUCAGGGCGCGCCGGCGGUCUCCAUUGCCCGCGGAUCCUGCGAUGCGAGCUGGGCCGAGAGGGAGGAGCGAGGGAGCGCGCGGGUAGCUAGUGAAGGCGGGGCGGCCGGGCGGGGGAAGGAAGGAAGGAGCAGCGCCGGCCGGAGCCCGGAGGCCGGAGCAGACGUCCGUCCCCCCACCCCCGGCGGAUGAGGCCGACGAUGAAGGCGCAGCACGGCAACGGGCGCGGGAGCAGGAGCCCCUUCCUGACGUCCUACGCGCUCACGCUCGCCUUCAUCACCUUCGUCUCCGUGCUCUACUUCAAGGACUUCUCCUCCACGCUGCACCGCCCCUUCCUCAACCGCCCGCCGCCGCACCCGCACCCGUACCCGCACCGCCGCCCGUCGCUCCGCCCCCGCCACCCCGCCUCCUCGGACUCAGACGCAGUAAGCCAGGCCGGGCGCCGCGCGGCGGCAGAGCAGCUGCCGUUCGCGGUGGGCGCGGCGCCGGCGGGUUGCGACGUCGCGCAAGGGGAGUGGGUGUACGACGAGGCGGCGCGGCCGUGGUACCAGGAGGAGGAGUGCCCCUACAUCCAGCCGCAGCUCACGUGCCAGGCCCACGGCCGCCCCGACCGGGCGUACCAGCACUGGCGGUGGCAGCCGCGCGGGUGCUCGCUGCCCAGCUUCAAUGCAACUCUAAUGCUAGAGAUGUUGCGGGGUAAACGAAUGCUGUUUGUUGGAGAUUCUCUGAACCGCGGGCAAUAUGUAUCAUUGGUUUGCCUCCUGCAUCGGAUCAUCCCUGAGAGCUCCAAGUCAAUGGAGACAUUUGAUUCCCUUACAGUUUUCAAAGCAAAGGACUAUAAUGCCACCAUUGAGUUUUACUGGGCUCCCUUUCUGGCUGAGUCAAAUUCUGAUGAUGCUGUUGUGCACCGUAUUGCGGAUCGAAUUGUAAGGGGAACAUCCAUUGAGAAACAUGCCAAAUUUUGGAAGGGGUCUGACAUCUUAGUAUUCAAUACCUACCUUUGGUGGAUGACCGGACAAAAGAUGAAAAUUUUGCAAAACUCUUUUGAAGAUAAAAACAAGGACAUCAUAGAAAUGGAAACAGAGGAAGCCUAUGGAAUGGUACUGAAUGCUGUGCUGAAAUGGGUUGAGAGCAACAUGAAUCCCAAAACUUCAAGAGUAUUUUUUGUCACUAUGUCACCCACUCAUACAAGGAGCAAAGAUUGGGGUGAUGAUACUGAUGGGAACUGCUACAACCAGACAACUCCUAUCAAGGAUUUUUCUUACUGGGGACCAGGCACCAGCAAGGGCCUGAUGCGAGUCAUUGGGGAAGUGUUCGGCGUGUCCAAGACCAAGAUCCCCGUGGGGGUUGUGAACAUCACCCAGCUCUCUGAAUACAGGAAGGACGCGCAUACUCAGAUUUACAAGAAGCAGUGGAACCCGCUAACCCCGGAGCAGAUCGCGAACCCUAAGAGCUAUGCGGACUGCACGCAUUGGUGCCUCCCAGGGCUCCAGGACACAUGGAACGAGCUGCUCUACUCAAAGCUCUUUUUCCCCUGAGCUAAGGUUGAUUGGAGGGUUCGAUAACGCCUUGUCUCAUAUUCCCUUUUGAUGGAGUGCAAGUUGCACGGUGAAGUUGGGACUGGGAGCAUAGCAUAGCAUAGCAUUUGGGAGGCUGGUACGCUGGAGAAUUGUUAGCUUGACACAUCAUAUAGGUCCGACAUUUUGAAGAAGGCACACGGUACACGGGAGAUGGAAGCUCUGCUGUAGUAGUUGAUUUGAUAUAUAUGAGGCCGGCUGUCUAUACUUUGUUGGCAAAGCUUCCACGUGGCAUGGUAUUGUUGAUGUACGAUUCAUUUAUUGAACUUGAACAUGAGGCUUGGAAUUGCACCAGGUGAUCUUUUGUGCCUGAUGUCGUGCGAGUUAUUUUCCCAGAACGAACUCUGUUUCAUGAUGAUGAUGUAGUAUAUACCGUAAUUCUCUGA